AUGUCGAAUGAAAAGUCCUUCGAUAUCAAGAAGUUCCUUAUUGAUCUCGCCUCCGGAGGUACCGCUGCUGCCGUCUCCAAGACCGCUGUUGCCCCAAUUGAGCGUGUCAAGCUUCUACUCCAGGUUCAAGAUGCCUCGAAGACCAUCGCUGUUGACAAGAGAUACAAGGGUAUCAUGGACGUCUUAGUCCGUGUGCCAAAGGAGCAAGGAGUUGCUGCUCUCUGGAGAGGAAAUCUCGCUAACGUCAUCAGAUAUUUCCCAACUCAGGCCCUCAACUUCGCCUUCAAGGAUACCUACAAAAAGAUUUUCCUUGAGGGACUCGAUAAGAAGAAGGAUUUCUGGAAGUUCUUUGCCGGAAACUUGGCCUCUGGAGGAGCUGCUGGAGCCACCUCCCUCUGCUUCGUCUACCCACUUGACUUCGCCCGUACACGUCUUGCCGCUGAUGUUGGAAAGGGAGCUGGCCGUGAAUUCAAGGGUCUUGCUGACUGCUUGGUGAAGAUCGUCAAAUCUGACGGACCGAUCGGACUCUACAGAGGAUUCUUCGUCUCCGUUCAAGGAAUCAUCAUCUACCGUGCCGCUUACUUCGGAAUGUUCGACACCGCUAAGAUGGUCUUCACUGGAGAAGGACAGAAACUCAACUUCUUCGCCGCGUGGGCUGUUGCCCAGGUUGUCACCGUUGGAUCCGGUAUUCUUUCUUAUCCAUGGGACACUGUUCGUCGUCGUAUGAUGAUGCAGUCCGGACGCAAGGAUAUCCUCUACAAGAACACAUUAGACUGUGCCAAGAAGAUCAUCCAGAACGAAGGAAUGGGAGCUAUGUUCAAGGGAGCCCUCUCGAACGUCUUCCGUGGAACCGGAGGAGCCCUCGUUUUGGCCAUCUACGACGAGAUCCAGAAGUUCCUUUAA
This is a messenger RNA of Caenorhabditis bovis, 903 nucleotides long. The record is from the annotation of a GenBank genome assembly. Lineage: Eukaryota; Metazoa; Nematoda; Chromadorea; Rhabditida; Rhabditidae.